Molecule: messenger RNA, 1531 nt
Organism: Danio aesculapii
Lineage: Eukaryota; Metazoa; Chordata; Actinopteri; Cypriniformes; Danionidae
Gene: elmod2
Product: ELMO/CED-12 domain containing 2
Exons: 8
Coding region: 22-993 (323 amino acids)
Cellular component (GO): membrane
Molecular function (GO): GTPase activator activity
Source: RefSeq, a predicted model, not a curated record
CGGGCGAGGACACUGUUGAGGAUGCUGGGAUAUAUCUGGCAGUGUUUCUAUUCCUCCUGUCUGCGCUUCUGGUUGAAGUGGUUCCUCCGGCUGGUCACGGGAAGAUGUGAACUUCAGCGCAUUUGUGCCCGAUGCAAAGCUGGAGCUCUGAGGACUUCCCAGAUAGAAUAUUCUCUGAAAUCCUCCAAAAGCAAGGUUUUGCAAACAGCUUUAUCUCUGAAGCAGAAUGAAUUGGACGACCGCCUGGCACAAAUAAUCCAGGAGAAGAGAAUCAAGGAGCAGAAAGACCCCACGUUUAAGGUCAAUCUUCGUCAGUGCUUGUUACAAAUAAACGGAUAUAAUGAGCUGUUCCAGGAGGUGGAAGAGCUGAGGAAGGAGGUGUUUGACUCUGAAAAUGAGCAGCAUGAGAACAUGCUUCUGAAGCUUUGGGAUUUGCUGAUGCCAUCCGUGAAGCUGGAAUCCAGGAUCACCAAGCAGUGGGGAAACAUCGGCUUUCAGGGCGACGAUCCCAAGACGGAUUUCAGAGGAAUGGGGAUGCUGGGACUCACAAACCUGCUUUUUUUCAGUGAGAAACACACAGACGCAGCCCGGCAGGUUCUGUCACAUGCAAAUCACCCCACACUCGGGUCAGUGCUCAUUCAGAAACAUCAUAUCAGCACUAUCAAUCUGCUCUUUUUAUUAUUCAUAACUCAAGUGUGUGUUUGCAGGUAUUCAUAUGCCAUCGUGGGCAUCAAUCUGACAGAGAUGGCCUACAGUUUAAUGAAGUCGGAUGCUCUGAAGCUUCAUUUCUAUAACAGUGUGUCUGGAAAAGCAGAAAUGCAGCACUUCCAUCAGUUCUACUGUUACCUGGCGUACGAGUUCGAUAAGUUCUGGUUGCAGGAGGAGCCGGAGAGCAUCAUGGAGUUUAAUCGCUACAGAGAAAAGUUCCACGACAAGGUCAAAGGUCACCUUCAGGAGCCAGAGGUCACACUCACCCUGACCCCAAACAUAUAAAAUUGAUUCCUGAUCCAUUCCAGAUCAAUUCAGAGACCAGACAAACCACAGCCGUUCUGUUUGUUUUGGCUGAUUUUUAGUUUAAUUGUUCAACGUGCAUGAAACCUUAUUUGAAUAAUAAUUCAACCGCGGUGUAAACGGUACAUCAAGUGUACAUAGCUGGUGGUUUAGCUGCGUUUACCUGGUCAGGGAACAGACUCACACUGUUAAGUAUUACUCAUAAUAAAUUAAAGCAAGACACUGCUGGUGAAAAAACUAAAUAACUAAAAAUCAUAAUAUUUAUAACAUACGUCUCCAGUUAAUUGACUGAUUACAGAAUUGCUAAAUGUUUUUUGUAUUAUUAAUGUUUUAAAAAUGAUUUUAAGACGUGCAAUUGAGUUUUUGUUUCAUUAAAUACGAUCUCAUUUCUAUCAGAAAUAUUUGAAGUCUGGAGGAAAUUGGGUUAGAAAUUGUUUUAUUUGUUUUGUUCGAAAGUCAUUCAAGGCCAUGCAUUAUUAGAUUUUUCUUUUUACUUAUCACAACUUAAUUUAAUUGUAAA